Molecule: messenger RNA, 1450 nt
Organism: Limulus polyphemus (Atlantic horseshoe crab)
Lineage: Eukaryota; Metazoa; Arthropoda; Merostomata; Xiphosura; Limulidae
Exons: 2
Coding region: 123-683 (186 amino acids)
Source: RefSeq, a predicted model, not a curated record
CUUAGUUUUCUGUGACAUAUAAUAGAUAAAACUAGUAAUUACUGCACAAAGGUAGAUUUACGUAAGCUAGAGCUGAGAACACGAGCACAAGGUAUAUUUCUCUCCAAGAAGAUUAUGGUUUUAUGACAAAAUAUAAAACUAGGGUAACGAACAGCGUAAAUAUGGCGAUCACUAGAAAGAGUCUUCUUCAAUUUCGUCGAAACCAAAAAAUAAAGUCUUCGUAUCAUAGGAAAUCGUUUAGGUGCAAUGGUUGUCAGAAGUCAUUCUUGGAUCAGGCCAAACUGAUUCGUCACAAGAAAUUAACACUGGUCAGUGUCCCAGAUCGCUGCGGAAGAUGCGAGCUAAAACUUUCUUCUAAUUCCAACGAAGAUAACCUCUACAUAAGUCCUGUCAUGUCACCUUUUUUACGACGUCAUGCGAUUGUUACAAGAAACGUUUCGCCGAAACGAGAACAAGUCUUUUCAGGUUACCCUGAGGACGGGAUAAAGAGUAAUGACGAAAAUGAAGGAGAAGUCGCUGAGACGUGUCAAGAAUUAGAAGAAACAGGACACAAGAACGUUUUUCAUUUAACCCUGAGAAACAACUGGUCAAAAUUAGUCACAGAUAAAAUAUCAGCUCUGGUGUUCUCUCUAGCACUGAAGGGUCAUCACCAGUGUCCGAAGUUUGUGGGAUUUCACUUCUAAGCCAUGGCAAAACAAAAAAAAAGAUAUAUUUUUUUACGAUUUUCUACAAACUCCUGUGCCACGACUACAGUUACAAUGACUUUCUUUCUUUCAGUACAAGUCAAUCUUAUCUUAUUCGUAAACUAAUUCUGAAUUAGAGUGCUCAAACAACCAUUAUGAUCACUUCAAAUGAAAGAUCUAAAAUGUAUAAUACUCCAAGAAAACUAAUCACAUCUUCACAACAGUAGAUUAAUACUAAUAUUAUUUUUUACCAAAAUACGAGACUAAACUAUGAAAUCACAUCUUCACAACAGUAGAUUAAUACUAAUAUAUUAUUUUUUACCAAAAUACGAGACUAAACUAUGAAAGGCUGCUUUUUUUAUACACAAAUGAUUUUUUUAAGUUAUAUUAAAACAAUCAAAAUUUAUUUUAUACAAAGUGUAGGGUUACACAAGAUUUUCUUCUGUGCUCCGUCUAGUCUGUGUAAUAUGUAUCAUAAAGUGUACAAUCUUAAAUAAGUCAUAAUCUACCUCUACAAACUAAAGAUUUUAAUAAAUAGAAACAGGUUCAGCGUACUGUAUCUUAGUUCAUCAUAGAUUUCAAUGGAACUCGUAGAAAUGGAUAAAAGUUUAAAAAUCAUCAUUUCUUAUAUCAUAUGUAAAGUAAUAUUGCAGCCUUUUCAUCUCGAGACAACUUUUAAUCCAAUCAAAGUUCUCUUCACAUUAUUUAUUUGUAGUAAUUUAUGCAAAUGUUUUAGUUAGUUAUGAUAGAGUUUAAGCCUUGCUAAA